GUUGGCAACUUUUACGUGUAGUAAGUGCAGUCGCCAUCGUAAGGUCUAUGGAAGCGAUCAUUCAGAUGUUAGUUUUUCGAACUUUAAAGCUUAUAAAUUGGUUUUAAUACAUAGAUAAAAAGCAUAAAAGAAAGGAUGUGAAGCGAUUCAAGAUGAAUGAAAAAAGAUUUGCUGAUUAUUUUGUCGUCUGUGGUUUAGAUCUCGGUUCUGGCUUGGAGCCUGAUCUUUUGGCUGGUGAUAGUUUACAUUGUACUCCUCUGGACAGGCCUUUCAGAUCAAAAGUACUUGCACAUUAUCCAGAAAAUGUGUCCUGGAAUCCUUUUGAUGAAAGUGCAGUUGGAAUGCUCUGUCUUCCUAGAGGACUUACUUUUAGAACACAGAAACAUACUCGCGAUCCAUAUUUUCAUUCAUUCAUUAUAACAAGAGAAGAUGGUUCUCGUAGUUAUGGUCAUGCACUUACAUUUUAUGAGGAAGUUACAGACAAAAGAAUAUGUGCAGCAAUGCAAACUUUACAGGCAAUGCAUAUUACCGAGUUGAGUAGCAGUCGAGCACAAAUGGUAAAUACUGCGUGUGACAUGAGUGGUACAAGGUCUCUUCCACGUUCUUUUAAACUCAGUUCACGCCAGUCGACACAACAUGCCACUCUAUAUGAUUACACACAAGAUACAUUAUUUGUAACAAAAUGUAUCUGUUUAAUAACUCCGCUUCCUGCUAUUGUAUCCUGUUGUAAAUUUCUUGAAGGACUUUAUAAUCUUGUUGUUGAUAAGCCCCCUUCAUCUCUGCCAUUAGAAAGUUAUGUAUAUAAUAUCCUCUAUGAGGUACCUCUUCCUUCAGCAGGACGUAGUUUAAAGUUUUCUUGUUUUGGCCAACAUGUUUUGUGCCAAAGGCCAGGAAAUGGAGAGUUGCCAUUCUUCGAAUAUUCAUACAAAGAAUUUUUUUUGACACUUGGUGUUGAAAAUGCCAUCCAAUUAUUCACCAGUGUCCUUUUAGAAAAUCAAAUACUUUUAUUUUCAGAAGAUUAUCACAAGUUAAUGUUAGUAGCUGAAUGUAUUACAAUGUUGUUAUUUCCAUAUACUUGGCAACAUGUAUAUGUUCCUAUCUUACCAGCAUCGUUACAUCACUUUUUGGAUGCUCCAGUUCCUUAUAUUAUGGGAUUGCAUCAAAGUGUUGAAGAUAGAACAUCAUUAUCUAUACCCGGAGAAGCAAAUCUCUGUUUUGUUGAUAUUGACAAUCAACUAAUUGAAGUUCCUGAAGAUAUACCUAAAUUACCAUUCAGGAAUGAACUUAUAUCUGAGAUAUGUAGUGCACUAAGUAGAUUUGGAGUACCCAUAAAUACAAAUGGAAAGAGUUAUCACAAUUUAAAUAGGAGAGGUUCGCGGCAUGCAAGAAAAUUAUCUUGGAGUUUUGAAAGUGGAGAUUCUGGGUUUAAUAGUAAAGACAGUAGUGCACGUAGUUCAUACAGUAGUUUAGCAAGUAUGCAUAAUCAUAUUCUACAACAAAGUGAAGCUCUUCAAAAAAUUACUGCUAUUGCAAAAAGGACAGGUGUAAUUAAGUCAUUAGAAGAUUUAGAAAAACAAGGAAAAGUAGAUAAUGAAGGAAAUUCUAAACUUAAUAAAGAAUCUGAAGAAUCUAGACAAUAUUUAGAUACAUUAAAGUUGAAUAAUGCAAUAAGGGAAAUAUUUUUCAAUCGAUUUAUUCAUAUGUUUUGUUCAUAUGAACAUUUUGUUGUUCAGCCAAAUCAACAAGAUACCGAUCAAUGGUUAAGUUCAAGAGAAACAAUGCAAAAUUUUGACAAGACAGCUUUCCUUUCUGAUCAGCCAGAACCAUCAUUGCCUUUUUUAUCACGUUUUAUUGAGACACAGAUGUUUGCAACACUCAUUGAUAAUAAAAUUUUAUCUCAAUGGGAAGAGUGUGAUCCAUAUUUGAAGGUAUUUGAUUCUCGAAUCAAGUUACUCAAAGAAUGUUGUAGUGAUAGUAUGGUAAGAAUUCCAGCUUAUGAACCAUGUGGGACAUUCCGAGAUACAGAAGUUUUAAUUGAAACAAGAAUAACUGUGAUAGAUAUAACAGCUUCCCCUCCAAAAUGUCUAGAAGUUUCGACUGACUGUAAAUAUAGAUGCAUGUCAGGUUCAUUUCCUAUUUUAGAUUUUGAAGUUUUAAAUCAAGGGCCAUCUUUUAGCAAUAGAACUAGAAAAAUUAGCAGUGCACAUUGGAAAAGAAAAGAUAAACGUCAAUUACAUGCAGAACAUUUGUUGCAAACUAUUGAUCAAAAAGAUAAAUAUAUUCCUGAUGCCAGAAAUAAAGGAAUUCAUCAUCCAAAACUCUCAGAUGUUUCACCAGCAUUUAUUGCACAGACAAAUUGGAAGUUUGUUGAUGCUCUCCUUAAAGAAUGUACAAUGCGAACAAAACGAAUGUUAGUUGAAAAGAUGGGACAAGAAGCAAUUGAACUUGGCCAUACUGAAGGUAGUAUUACAGGCCUUGAAGAGAAUACUUUGAUAGCAAGUCUUUGUGAUCUUCUUGAACGUGUUUGGAGCCAUGGAUUACAAACAAAACAGGGAAAAUCAGCUUUGUGGUCUCAUUUACUCAGUUAUUUAGAAGUUGAAGAAUGUAAAAGCACAGGCAAACCAAUUGAUCCAAAUUUUUUAACUCCUGCAUAUCCUGAAAAUAAAUGGAGUUUUGGUAUACCAGAAAUUUUAUUAUCUUUAAAAACUGGGAAUUUUAGUGCUAUAUUUAACCAUCUUGCUAACUUUGAUAUAUCGACUCUUGCAUUAGAGGGUGAAUCGUCAAAUAGUCGAAAGGAGUCUUGGGACAAAAAAACAAAGAAAACUCCAGAUCUUCCAGUUUUAAGACCAAUGCCUAUUUCUUUAAUAUAUGAUGUCAAAAAUGUCCAGACAAUGACUGAAAUGAAAACAGACAUUGGUUAUGCGAGAGCAUGGGUGAGACUAGCAUUAGAGAAGAAAUUACUCUCUAAGCACUUGAAGAAGUUAUUAAGUAAUCAAGAAGUACUCAGGAGUUUGUACAAACGCUAUGCCUUUCUUCGCUGUGAUGAUGAAAAAGAGCAAUUUUUAUACCACUUGUUAACAUUAAAUGCAGUUGAUUAUCGUUGUUUUACAAACACAUUUACGUCAACUAUAAUGCCAUAUCGCAUUGUGAUAUUUCCAAGUCGUAAAUUGAAUGCGUCUACCACUUCUGCAAAUGUGUGGAUCAUGCUAUCUGGCACAUUAGGAGAAACAGGAAUUAUUAAUUUACCAAGACAAACAUUAGAAAUUGUUUCACAAGAAAAGAAUCUUGGUAUAUUAACAACUUUAAGAAUUGGGCAUGAUAACACUGGUAUUUAUCCAAAAUGGAUGGUUGAAAAUGUUUUGGUACGGAAUGAAGUGACAGGUCAUACCUAUAAAUUUCCAUGUGGAAGAUGGUUAGGUAAGGGUGUCGAUGAUGGAAGCACAGAACGUCUUCUAGUUGGGGAAAUUGUUCCAGGAGAUGUAGAUGCUGAAGAAUUAAUGGAAACUUGCAGAACACCACCUAGAUGUUGUUCACCAAGUGUUCCUCGAAGACCAAGUCAACCAAAACUAACUGUUCCAGAAAUUCAACAGAUGCUUGGAGAUGCUGUUAAUAAUAUUGUUAAAUUUUAUUAUAAACCAGAGAAAGAAAGAGGAAGUUUAACUAUUCUUCUCUGUGGUGAACUAGGACUCGUCUAUUGUUUAGAACAAGUAUUUUUGUAUGGUUUCCGUGCAUCGAGAUUUUUUAGACAACUUUAUCUAUGGGAUUUUUUUGUCAAAGUUAGAAAUUAUUUUGAAAGCAGUCUUCACGAGGACGAAAAUGUCAUUCUCGGAUCCGUCACCUCAAACUGCCAUGAACACAUUGUCGUCAUGAGAUCUUACUGUCGACUCAUAGGAAAGAUUGAUAAGGCCUCUCCGUCAGUAGGGAAAGACGGAAAGUUUCAAUUAUUUAUCUGUCUGGCUGCCAGAGAUCAUCUAUUACAUCGGAUGUUACUUCAUAUUGCCUCCACUCCGGUGACUGUUAGUAUGUAUGAAGAGCAGUCGUUUCUGAGAGAUCCAAAUCUAGUGACUUUUCUUGUACAAAUAUUAGAAUCUCUCUCGGAAUUUGGAAUAACGUUAGAGACAUCACUAACGAAAGGCAUUGAACAUUGAAAACAAAAAAUGUACAAAUUUUUGUAUUAUCGGAUCUUAAUUUUUUUUUUCUUUUUUUUAUUACACUUGUACAUAAUUACGACCAACGUUUAUACAAUGUAUGAUAGACAAUGCUCAACACAAACACAUGGACCAAGUCACAAAUCAUUGCAAAUAUAAAUGUGCUACUUAAUUUAUUUAUUUCAAAAUUUCAAAUUCUGCACUUGAGCAUCUGCAUAUAGAAUUAUGUACAUUAUUGUAAUAUGAAAUAUUGUUUAUAAUAAAAAAAAACAUCAAAUCUUUUCUUUGUAACUU
Messenger RNA from Centruroides sculpturatus (bark scorpion), 4442 nucleotides. RefSeq names its product DENN domain-containing protein 5A-like (gene pns). The record is from RefSeq and is a predicted model, not a curated record. Gene Ontology annotation, molecular function: guanyl-nucleotide exchange factor activity; small GTPase binding. Lineage: Eukaryota; Metazoa; Arthropoda; Arachnida; Scorpiones; Buthidae. The transcript is spliced from 27 exons. The coding region runs from base 153 to 4148 and encodes 1331 amino acids.